Molecule: messenger RNA, 2681 nt
Organism: Paramormyrops kingsleyae
Lineage: Eukaryota; Metazoa; Chordata; Actinopteri; Osteoglossiformes; Mormyridae
Product: protein FAM8A1-like
Source: RefSeq, a predicted model, not a curated record
AAAAAAUAGGGGGGUUGUUAAUCAAAAAAGAGAGAGAUGUAGAUUUUGCGCAGAAUAUAUGUAUCAGCCCAACAUUUUACGAGUAAUUGCUGUUGUUUAUGUUGACCAUACAAUGCCUUAUAUUUUAAUUUAAACAACAUAUAAAAUUCAGUUAUACCACAUUGGUAUGGUCGCCCCGGCUUUUCCUGUGUUUUGAAGUUGAUGGGCAAUCGAACAUGUCGGAAUCGGGAUUCCGAUUGCAAAACAAGGAGGAAACAGUUUGCGACAGUACGACGCGGCGUAGAUCAGCGGCAAACAUCAUAUCGCCUAAUCCGGGGGUGGACAAGAAGACGAUGGACUUCAGGACAGACUCGGGGAAGAAGAUGACGACGACGGAAUACUGCAGGAAAUUACAGGAGUGGAUGUGGCAGUACUACGGUGGCUACGCCAGCUGGCUCACCUGGACGGCGAUGUCCGCCUUUCCCUUACCAUCCUGCGCUCCGGCGAGUGAAGCCCACGUUGUCCCUCCCUGGGGGGCGCCGCAGCUGUCCGAAGCCCGCGGUCUCCACGGAGAUCAGUUUUCUUACCUCCCCCCGAAUCAGUUCGUUGGGAUCCCAUCCCCAGGUCUCCAAACGGGGGAGGUGACAGCUGGGGGUCCCCCUGUGCCCAACACCGCUACUGCUGCCCCGAGACCCGCGCAACAGCAGCAGCAAACAAACAGAAACACUCAACAAGCAGGUCGGGAAUACACGAUCCCUUCUCCUCUGCAAAGAUUUUUCGCAGAAAUGGUGGAUUUCUUCAUUCUUUUCUUCAUAAAGGCCACAAUUAUCCUCAGCGUCAUGCACUUAAGUGGAAUUAAGGACAUUUCCAAAUUUGCCAUGCAUUUCAUUGUGGAAGAAAUAGAUCAGGACACUUCGAUGGAAGACCUACAGCAUAUGAUGCUGGUGGCUCUUGUCUAUAGGGUGCUGGUAUGCCUCUAUGAGAUUAUAUGUAUCUGGGGAGCUGGAGGAGCCACACCUGGAAAGUUCCUUCUUGGCCUUCGUGUUGUCACGUGUGACACCUCGGUCCUGGUGCGACCCAACCGGGUUCUGGUGGUACCUGCAUCCAACGUCAAGUUUUCUGCAUCCACAGUGCGGGCCUUAAACAAGAACUUCUCCAUCGCCCUCUUCUUCCCGGCGUUCAUCACGCUGCUCUUCUUCCAGCACAACAGGACCGUUUAUGACAUUGUUGCCGGUACCAUCGUGGUCAAGCGAGGCAGGGCCAGGUGACAGUGUGCGAUGACAGCCGGAUGUUGGCCUCGUCCCUCGUCUUCCUUCGUAUUUAUGUAUUCCAGCAAGAAUGACUGCAUCCUGAGUUGUUUUUUCCCCAUUACUGGCUUAAUCUUUGCCCGCUGGAGACUCUGAGGCUUGGUUAGAGUGAGCUGGAGGGGAGAACUUCACCUAGUGCCAGGGCUCUGUCAGCACCAACCCAGAUCUGCCGCCUUUUUCAUGCAGAAUUGCAACUCUGUUUUUCUGUAUUGCAAAGCUGAAUGACACUUUCUGCUAUGAAAAUAUCUAUACAUUCUGCUAUGAUAAUACUUCAGGUAUGAAGAUCUUUCUAUGGAAUGAAAUUAUGGAUUGGGCUGUUUAUCAACUCUUUGGUUAAAUUAUUAGCUGUAGAGGUCGGACACAAAGUUUUAUACGAACAAUUGAGAAAUUCCUGACCUUUUUUUCUGAGGCUGAUGUACCUUGUAAUCUAAAAAAUAGCCUGUUUUAAUAUUCUGCCUGAAGAGAAAUGCUUUUAUUUGGAGUAUCUCAAAAUGAUUUUCUAUUUGAUAAUGCUUUCAGAGUAACUGUGAGAGGGGAAAAAAAAUGUUUAGUCAUUCAGCCGCUACACUGGGCCUGUCUGUCAGGCCAGGGCUCAGACGCUGAGCAGAGUCAUCUGUUAUCCUGCCCAUUGGCCAGGAUCCCGCUCGCUAUAGCAAUGCGUUGACCCCUCCUGAUCGAGCAGUGUUACUUAUAAAACGUUAUGAGAGAUGCCUGCCUCUCUGUCUAAGUGUUAUUUUUGUGCACAUGUCCGCCAACAAUAUAGCCAUCAUUUUUUGUUUUUCAUAUUCAGAUACACAUAUGUGGAAAAUAUACUUUCACUGCGUUUUACCAUAUGAAAUCAUCGAUAAUGCGACAAGUUUUAUUCCUUUGAAUUAUGAGAUAUUAAGGAAAAGAAGAUUUGCUUGCAGAUUAUUUCGAAGGGUGUACUAUCAAUACCUGUAUUAUAAGGUCACCGUAACAGAUUAAUGGUAGGAAUGAUAUGAAAGAAACGUGUUUCUCUGGUGCAUUUACUGAAGUAAGUCAUGUAUUGAAAUGGUUUAUUUGUACAAGACCAUUGUGACUGUAAGCUUUAUAGUGUUGUAGAUAUUCACCCAGUUAAAAACAGCCCGUGUUUUUAUACCAUGGAUAAUCUAGUAAAGCUGAGCCUAGAGUUCGGCAAUGUUUACACGUCAUAAAUUAACGUUAAGCUUCAGGUUUAAAUAUGCAUAAAAUGAUUAAACCCGACUAAUGAGUGAAACAAUUACAACAGCUCUACCUUUAACAUUUGUUUCCUGCAUCUUUAAUACAGCUUUUUGAGGGAUAAAUGAUUAGGGUUCAUUACCAGAUGUUAAACGUACCUUAAAAUGGUUUUAUAGAUUGACUAACUUUUAUUAGUGAAAUAAAUGAGUAAGGAAA